GCUUGACAGUUCGUUCGAUCGGUUUUUAUACAUCAGUGGAACGAACUUCGUUCGAAGGGAAUACCUCAGCGUAAAUCUUGGAGCCCAUGAGACUUGUGCCAGCAGCAGUGCAUCCGAUGAGGUAAAUCCAGACUGCAGACCAGCCAAAGGCGGUUUGAAGGGGACCAAUUGCUAACAGUCCAACGGCAGAUGUGAAAGAUCCGCAUCCAUUGAUUAGACCGGUCACAGUCCCAAGAGACUUGCUGCUUCCACGAACCGAAGGAUGGGACGCCAAAUCUGCGGCGACAGCGGAUGUGAUGAUAUUGUUGGGYCUGAAGCGUGAAAGUUCCAUGAACAGAGUGGAUUGAUAUUGUGUUAGACGUUGAAAACRGCGAACAGUCCCUUUUUGACAGCGACUAAAGAGAUUGAAUUUYACUUACCCUCCAACAAGAAUACCCAUGCAGAAGAGCAUGAUUAGAAGARCGGUUGGGUUCAAGUCGGGAGCUUCUGAGAAUUUGGCAAAGAUAGACAAAAAGACAAUCAAUAGUCCCAUGAAGACACCAAUGACAAGUGCGCGGCGUCCUCCAAAGAYAUCAGAAACAUAUCCAACAAUGAUACCUCCGGGCAUCAUACCAACAGAGUAGAGAGACGCAAUAAGAUUGGCCUCGACAGGAUCAAAAUGCUUUCCCAAGAAGUAUGGGAGCCAGAAGAAUAGGCAGUAGUUGGUAAGUUUGAAGAAACCAAAGGCGAAGGCGUAGUUGGCGACCAUGGGAAUCCUGAAGGCAUCGACAAAAGAAAUAGCCUGCAAUCCAGUAUCGGCUUCGAUGGUCUCUCCCUUCUCGGCCAUCUCCUUUUUCUUGGCUUCGAACUUUGCUUGACGGAUCUUGACCUCGGGUGUGAUGAUUCCCAUGUUGUAAGGGUCCGCAACUAGYUGAAUGGUGAUAAAMGCAAASAGAAUGUUGGCAACUGCGGGAACAAAAAGAGCCCAGGUGUAAUGGGCACCCGAUCCCAGAAUCCAUGCAGUGACCAAACCAGCAGAAACAUCUCCCACGUAUUGAUGACAAGUCCAGAARCCAAAGAUGCUACCACGAUUUUUAACAGCAUCUUUGUCGCAGAACCAGUUUCCCAUUACGGCAGUUCCAACAGGUCCUCCAGUGGCUUGGAAGAACCCAAAAAGGAACAAGGUGCCGAGAAUGACGGCGUUGGCCAAAAGAACAUUUACAGAAACCAAAUCAGCCAAGACGGCAGCAGUCAUGACAAGAAGACAGGCACCGCUUCCCCAGAGACCGAUCGCAAGAAUAGUAACAGGGUCGAAGGUGUCACCAAGUUUUCCAUUGAUGACGUUUCCGGCUCCGUAAGUAAGCAUGAAGACAGUAUCCAUAGCACCGAGAAUAGAGGCAGUGUAUCCAGCCUUGAGUUCGAGUUGUUGCUUAACAGUYGARUAACUCUUUCGGGAAAAAUGCGACAUGAAGUAUCCUCCGAAGGUCACAAAGAAGGCCAUUCUGUGUUAGCAAUAAAAAUUGUCAACAAAGCAAAAAUAGGUACAAAAAUAAAGUUAGCCCAAGCCAUGCCAAUUUUGCCGUGAAAUCAACGGACUUCGUCUCGAUGUUGUAGAAGUUGRAGCGCAGCAUCACAAUCCGAUGCACCUCCGAUGAGCGAGRUCCAGGGCCGCUAAGACAGGGUUCGUCCCUGUACUUUCCGAUUUUAAACCGAUYUAUUUCGUCGAAAAACAAUGACUUACGGUUGGUAGGCCUUCAACCUUCGAAGCAUCUCCGCAUCGUCGUCAUUUGGGAUAAGGGGCUUGCUUUCGGACAUUGUUUGUGUUUUUAUACGGCACCUGUGAAAAAAUAAAUAAGGUCAAUCCCUCUCACACCUUGUUUUCAGAAAAAUAAAUGCAUUCGAGAGUU
Pseudo-nitzschia multistriata is the source of this 1886-nucleotide messenger RNA. NCBI's taxonomy places the organism in Eukaryota, Bacillariophyta, Bacillariophyceae, Bacillariales, Bacillariaceae. The record is from the annotation of a GenBank genome assembly.